Uloborus diversus is the source of this 594-nucleotide messenger RNA. RefSeq lists its product as uncharacterized. NCBI's taxonomy places the organism in Eukaryota, Metazoa, Arthropoda, Arachnida, Araneae, Uloboridae. The record is from RefSeq and is a predicted model, not a curated record. The coding region runs from base 148 to 396 and encodes 82 amino acids. The transcript has 4 exons.
GAGAAGUUAAACCAAAAGUUAGACAGUGACGGUGGCCAUGCAUUUACACAUAAUGCGUAAUUUCAUUUUUUUUCUGGCAAUAUGCAAACAACUUAUGUUUAUUUAUUUUCCUUUCCUUGCAUCAUAAUGGAGUAGACUUUUAAAACAAUGGAUAGCAUUGGGAAAGAGUGCAAGGAACUAAAAAGACAGUAUGAAGCUUGUUUUAACUCUUGGUACUCUGAAAAGUUUUUAAAAAACAAAAAUGGAGACAUAAGUGUGUGUGAUCCACUUUUUCACGAGUAUCGAAACUGUUUGAAGGGAGCUAUAAAGAAAAAUAAAAUCCCUUUGUGGGAGUUAGAUAGUGAAAUGUUUCAUGAGAAUGAAAAGAAAACAUCAAAUAGAGAGUCACCUUCAUAAUUUGUUGAAAAAAGAAGCACAUUUUAUUUAUAUUUUCUCAUUCCUGGUUAAUCACGGAUCAAAUAUUUAUCAAGAAGUCAUCUGCACAAUGCAGCACAGCAAAGAAGUUAUAAAUAUGGUGUAUUAUGUACAUCAGAACAACUAGAUUUGUGUACACGUUUGUAUGUUAUUUGCAUAAAGUAUUUUUAAUUUCAAUAA